This is a messenger RNA of Phymastichus coffea, 6255 nucleotides long. RefSeq names its product girdin-like. Gene Ontology annotation, biological process: cytoskeleton-dependent intracellular transport; cytoplasmic microtubule organization. Gene Ontology annotation, cellular component: centrosome; cytoplasm. The record is from RefSeq and is a predicted model, not a curated record. The transcript has 7 exons. The coding region runs from base 102 to 2258 and encodes 718 amino acids. Lineage: Eukaryota; Metazoa; Arthropoda; Insecta; Hymenoptera; Eulophidae. Gene Ontology annotation, molecular function: microtubule binding; dynein light intermediate chain binding.
UUGUACGUUUCGUACUUGGUGCUAAUCUUCUUUGACAGUUGCUGCUGUACGAACAUCGUACAAUUUUUUUAAAUCUUCUUUUCGAAUUCAUAUAUAAAACCAUGUGGAACGGCAGAAGUUACGAAAGUAGUAAGGAUUUUAUGGAGUCACCGGUAGUGGAAUGGUUUGAGAGCUGCGUACACUGUUUUAUUAAAUGUAAGCUCACCAUAGAGGAGAUUGCGGAUGGGGUCUUGAUGUACAAAGUUUUUAGGAAAAUGGGGAUUCAUGACUAUAUAGAGGAUAUAAAAGAGCCUUUGUCGGACCACGAGCUACGACUGAAAAAUCUGGUAAUCGUAAUGCGCAAUAUGAAGAAGUUCUAUGAAAUUGACUCUGUGCUCAUGAAGGAGCCCAAUUUGCAAAUGAUUGCUAAAGCACCUGAAGAUAAUUUAGAUGACCUCGAGUUAUUACUAGUUUUAUUCUUGGGUUGCGCGAUGAGAUGUCCAAACAAGAAGUAUUUUAUCGACAAUAUUAAGAGAUUCAAUUGCUCCACCCAGGAAGCUCUUUCAGUAUAUAUCGAAAAGAUAACCGAUUUUCCGGAGUUAGUCUUGUCUCGUGAUAUGCUGCUGUUCAAGUCAGACAACGGCGGCGGACACUGUAACUCAGUCUCUUUACAUGCGCAAAAAGUAAAUAAAGCUUUCGAAUAUUUCAAGAAAAUCAACGACGAGUAUACAAAUUUUGUAGAAAAAGAAAAAGACAAGACAGAAGAAUGCUGUGGGGAGCUUAAUAUGUGGAAGGCUAAAGCUAAAAAACUCGAAAAAACGCAAGUAAUAUAUUUAGAAGAAUUAGAAAAAAUUGAAAAUAAACUUACAUUUAUCCUAAGAGAAAAUACGCGUUUAGCGUGCGAAGCCAAAUCAGCAAAGGAUUACCGGGACGCUCUGGACGUCGCAAUGGAUAAAGCUUCUCGAUUCGACGACCUAGAACAACAAAUCGACAGGUACAAAGAAAAAAUAGAAAAAAUGGAACACUAUAGAGCCCGCGUGAACGAGUUAACAACUGAAAAUGACCUGCUGCACAAGAGCAAGAAAGAACUCAUCGACCAGCUUAACAUCUACAAAUCUAAAGCUAAGAACAUUACAAAUAUUGAAUUUCAAAUGGUUGACCUUCAGGAUGAGUUCGAAAAACUUGCAUCGGAGAACGGCGACCUCAAGAAAAGGACUGCUGAAUUAACAUCGCUUAAUGAUGAAUUAGAACGCCGGAUAAAGCAGCAGUCGGCUUUGUCUCUUAAGAGCGGACGCCUGGUCGACGCAGCGUCCAACACGAUCAAGGACCUGCUGGAGGAUACGUGCCACUGUGGUAAAAAAAAUACAAAAGAUUCCGAACUCAUCAUUUCAGCUCUUGAGGCUGAGAAGAAGGAAUUGGAAAAAUCAUUAACUGCGAUGCAAUCAAGCCUCGAUAAAAAGAUUGUUUCGCUAGAAGCUGCAACGAGGGAUAUUAAGGAAUUAACAAGUUUAGUGGAGCUGUUGGAGCCGCCACCGGGCAAACUGUGUGUAAUUGCGUUGGAUAAAACGAAGAGAGACUUGCAUCAGAUUAUGAUGCUGAAGGACCGGUUGGAGGACGAACUCAAGCGCGCCCAUCUUGAGAUCCAAUCUCAGAGUGAAAAACUCGAAAUGAUCGAAGAGCAUAGGCGACAGGAGGCCGAGAACUGCGCCGAAUGUCACAAAAUGAAGUUGCUCGUCGAACAACUGCGACUUGACAUACAGAAGAAAGACAGCCAAAUCAACGAUCUUGACCUAAAGACUGACAGAUUAGAAAACGAAAACGAAUACCUGACAAAGCUGCACGAGAAAAUGGACAUAGAAAAAGUUAACUACAUGAAAGAGCUUGCACGCACAGUAAACUUGAACCAUGAACUGGUUUCGCAGGCAAUCGCAGACAGAGAAAAAUACCUCGAAGACGAGAGAAGCCACCGCGAAGCUAUGAUUGAACUUCGACGUGUAAAGGAGAAGCUCGAAUUCAAGCUCAUAUGGCAUUUUAUGCACAUGGGAGAUGCUAAACUACAUAAGAAAGAGAAUCGUGCAGUGAAAUUGGUAAAGAAAACCAUUAGAACAGUCCGUAAGUUUAGUGCAGGACUUUUCCGUACGGACAGCACAUCAUCGGGAGAGUCGAAUGCCGCAGAACCAUCUGAUGACAUUAUCUUCGUUAAUGUCAACCAUAAUUGUUUCAAUGAACGUGAGGUCCAACGUGCACGUGACGACAAGAAAGGUAAAGAAGACAAAUGAAAAGUAUAGCUUUAGAAACUGUAACGUCUGUUACACAAAGCAAAACAUUAAAAGCUUUCUGAUAACGAAAUUAUCGUUGCUAGCGACUUGGUAUUGCACGAGUCAAUCGUCGUAUUUAAAUCAUUUAAACACAAGUCAACUUAAAUUUAAUUCCGUCAUCUUUGUAAAUUUUCUCACCUUAAUUCAUUAAAAAUGCUUUUACCAAUUACUUGGUAACGCGAACACCCCUGUAACAUAAACAUUAAUUAUAUAAAAAAUUAUAAGAGUCCACAGUUACACAUAGCUUACGUAACAUUACGUAACAUUCUUUUGCGUUGUUUGUCAACUCCGGAUAUCACCGAUCAACGCAUCUCAAUAGAUAUUUUAAAUAUUAUCCAGCGAAAAUUUUUCAAGAUCGUUACUCGCGUGUCACUAAAUUUUUUAUUCCGAGAUCUUUUUCAUAAUUCUGAACAUAUUGAAAUUCAUUGAAAACAAGUAAUUUCUUUAUUAUAAAAAAUUGACAAAAAUUUGCUUACGAACAACAUUUUUGAAUCAACUUUUUAUAAUGGCAAUAUUCUAAUUGUAGAGGUAAGUGGGGUAAAGUGGAAAAUUUUUUAAAAACUAAAAUAUUCUAGAAAGCAUAAAAGUACGUCUGCACACGUCGGUAUAUCAUAACAAUUUAUUUACGGUUAUUACAAAUACACCUAGAAAUACAUCCAACUUUACCCCAUUUUCCACUUUACCCUACUUACCUCUGAUUUUUUUAAAGCAUAUGGCAUCAUUAUAAUUCCAGUGGCACGCAAACUUUCUUCUUUGAAAUUUAAUUAUAUUCAUUUUCAUUGCGUAGUAAUAAAUAUGUCACCAACAAUUUUUUUAUAGCACUGCGUGACUUAAGUUAGCACUUCAGUAUAACGCCUAUCCGUGACUUAAAUAGUCCACCUUUGCACCGUGUUUAGUUCACUCGUUGGCGAGCGUUUGUGCCCUAAACUCAUGGCGCAAACUUAAUUCACGGAUAUAAAAACCGUGAGUGCUGAUUUAAGAAUGAUCGGCAUUGUACAACACUCGUGACUCAAGUAUUCCACCGUUACGCGUCGUGACGAUAUUAGCUCUUGCUUGUGCUCGGGCGCUAAUGUCAUGCCGUGCAAUGACGGGCUACUUAAGUCUCACAUGUCGCAAUAUGAUUUACUAAUGUACGUAAGAACAAGUAUAGUGAUCAGUGUGUCAUGUGUAAAAAUCACACUAUAAUAUAAAACAAAGCAAAAAAAACAAAUAUAUUUAUCUUAAUUAGUAUAUAAUGAAUAAUAUAUUUAUUGAAACUUGAUUUUCAUUAAAAUACAUUUCUUUUUAAGUUUAAUUGAAUGCCUGUUAUUUUACAAAUGAUAUGGAAACUUGUUAACCAUGGUAAAUAUCAGGGAAUAUUAUAAACAUUUUUGAGAGGAUGAUUGCAGCAACUUCUCAAAAACCUUAUUUCUUUUGUACGGUGAUUAUGACGACUCCUGCUGUUCAGCAUGUUUCUUUUAUUAGUACACGGCGAAAAAGGAGAAUUUCAUUAUAUUAAUAACAUAAAAAAACGAAUAGAUAGUGUAAUUUUUCAAUGAAUGUCACAUGAGAUAUUACAUUUAAGAAUUAAAUGUUUAUUUGAUAUUUUUAAAUAGACAUUUAUUCCUACACUUCAAUACAGAACAUUGUAUUUAAUAUUUAGUACCAUUACUAAGCAACGAUCACUGUUAAAAAUACAUUAUUUAAAUGUACAAUAUUCCUGUAUACAUAUCACAACCACGUGCGAUAAUAGUCAUUAAUCUUUAUACAAAAUGUAAUUGAAAAUACACUUAUCUAUCAAUGUCAUCUUCUUCGUAAUUUUCUUGUUCAUCCAGUACCUCCUGAAUCAUAUCUUCAAUAUCCUUAAGCAUUACCAACAACAUAUUAUCCUCAGUUCCACUUCUGAUGGAGUUAUUACGUAACAAAACGCAAUAUCGUGUAAUGGCAACUGCCAGUCUGAAGUAAAGCGUUUUGCGUCGGUCGUGGUUGAUUAGCAGAUUGACGUUGAAGAGUAAUCUGCCGAAUACACUGCCGUUCACCGCUACAUCGAGUACUUUUGUUAGGAAGACUCGGCGGUGUUGGUCGUCCAUACCAACGAAGAUUCUAGCGGAGGACAUGUAGCUCUCUAUUAUGCUCUCGAAGCUCAUGUUAGUGGUAGACUCGACCGAUGACUGAUCGAUAUUAAACACGGUAUGUGUGUGGUUUCUACAGCAUUUAAGGACGAUUAGUACAGCAUAACCGUUCCCACUUCAAUGUACUACUGAAGAUACGGUAUAAACCUUCAGAGGAUUAAGCAACUUUAGCUCAUAUCCUACGUCAACUAAUCUGCUUCCAAAUUUAUUCAUCUCAUACAUAAACAGACUUGCCAGAAAAUCUGUAAAUCAUUAAGUCAUUCUGGACAUUUGUUAACCAUAGAGAUUUCAUUAAAAUAUUUCGAAAAUCGAUUGUAAAUUAUUCAGUUAUGAUUCUAAGUUUUUUUUUCAUGAUUUACAAAUUGGUACAAAGCCAUUAUCUGUUUGACGUGAAUGAACCCAUAUACAUGGUGUCCCAGUUUAACAUCGACAUUAAGAUAAUUUAAAACUGCAAAGUAUUCGAAAAUUGUUUCAGAUAAAAUUUGUAUGGUUCAAAGGGGGUCUAUCAACGACGACAUUAAAUUUGACCUUGAACUUGAUUCUCAUUUCUUUUCUUUUUGGCAAAUCACCCGUCACUUUUAGGAUACAGCGAAAAAUGUCUCAGACAACAUCUGCUAAACUUCGGUAAUUGCCUGUGACACUGAACUUUAUUUUCAAGGUAAUUUCAAGUUCAACUCUGUUUUCUUUAAUGUGGACCUCAUUGUUUAUCCCGGGUUCAGAAAGAUCGGGCAAUAUUCUACAGAACCUAAGCAGCCAAGGGAUCUGACAAAUGGCUGCUUAACUUAAUAACAGGGUGGCCUAUUGCUCACGCAUCGUGAAAACCUUAUCUGCGAGUACUUAAGUUUAGCGCUUACCAAGGCCACGAACAAGGUCUUAUCUUCCAGCCAAUUAAAGCAAAAUGGUGUAAAGGUCCAAUCAACUAAGGCAAGAUCGCGUAAAGAUCCAGUUAAUUAUGGCAAGAUCAUACAGAGAUCCGAACCAUUAAGGAAAGAUCAUAUAGAGAUCCGAUCAGUUAAGGCAAGAUCGUGAAGAGAUCUAGCCAUUUAAGGCAAAAUGAUGUAGAGAUCCAGCCAUUUAAGGCAAGAUCGUGUAGAGAUCCAGCCAGUUAAGGCAAAAUAAGUGUCCACCAUUAUUUCAAAUGUCCACCAAACACAUCAACAACCGCCAGCGUAACUUACGCUGUACACGAAGAAUUUCAGAAUCUAUCACUUUGCUCUUGUAAUUCGAUCCAUCAUCUUCAAUGGUGUUGGAAGUUUAUAUAACAAAAUAUUUUUCACACAUCUCCACAAUCAAUUAAGCUUAAAUCCGGAGAUUUAGGAGGCCACGCUAUUGGUCCACCCUGCUCUAUUCAUCUAUUUCACAGUAGUUCCGAUAUCUACUGAAGAACCGACAUAUGGCGCGGAAGAACCUCUACGCUGUGUCGAGUGAUAGGUCCUCUCGUUACUGAGCUAAAUAGCCAGUUAUUAGUUAGGGCACUUAGCAGCUUAGAUCAGUAUGAAUCAACAAACAGCCCUACAUGCUCAAAUUAUGUAGAUAAAAUGAUUUCGAUCAUAGCAUAAAAGCUUAUCUUGAUUCUUUUCGAAUCCAGAAUGAAAAAUGAGGUCCACAUUGAAAAAAACAAAGUUAAACUUGAAAUGACCUUGACAAUCUAUUGUUGUUUAAAACAUGUCUGAAUAAACAUUUGUUGCUGUAUCGUCCUGCCAUUGUCGGGUUAUUUGGCAAAAAAAAAGGAAUUCAGUUUGAACUUCACAAGGAAUGAUCUCGGACCCCAUAUCUGAUACCCCAUCUGAAAAUGGAAUUGCCCAUCUUUUUCGGGAUCAAAGAUAUUACAAAAUAAAUAGGCUAAU